Messenger RNA from Suillus paluster, 898 nucleotides. RefSeq names its product dienelactone hydrolase family-domain-containing protein. Gene Ontology annotation, molecular function: hydrolase activity. NCBI's taxonomy places the organism in Eukaryota, Fungi, Basidiomycota, Agaricomycetes, Boletales, Suillaceae. Bases 15 to 728 code for a protein of 237 amino acids. The record is from RefSeq and is a predicted model, not a curated record. The transcript has 7 exons.
GCACGAUCACGAAGAUGUCUCCCACACUCGCCUCUGCCCCUGGUAGCUGCUGUUUCGGUGGUGUCAAACACGCAGGCACCCCCGUCGGCCGGAUCGAGGACCUCGGCGGGCUGCAAACAUACAUAUCCGAACCUCCUACUUUCAAGUUAGCCACAACACAGAAAGUGAUACUCUACCUUGCAGACGUCUGGGGACCGCUUUACUUGAACAACCAGUUGAUUCAAGAUUAUUUCGCGUCCUGUGGCUAUAUCGUCCUUGGGCCUGAUUACUUCUUUGGCAAUGCCAUAUCGAACCACCCGCCGGGCUUUGAUCGCCCGACGUGGAUUGUGAAUGCACGGAAAGCAGCCUUCGAUGCAUUUCCCGCUUGGCUAGACGCUGUGAAAGCGAAAUAUGGGAGUGAUACUAAGUACUGCACUGUCGGGUACUGCUUCGGAGCACCGUUUGUCAUGGACUUGUGCUCUAACGGGUCUGUAGUUGCUGGGGCUCUCGCUCACCCCGCAUUCCUUGAGGAAAGACACUUUGAGAAACUUGCCGGACCUCUUAUUCUCUCCUGCGCAGAGGAGGACCAUACCUUCCCCCACGCCUCUCGUAGACGCGCAGAAGACAUCAUGGUCGCUCGCAAAUGCACGUAUUAUUUCCAGGUGUUUUCGGGCGUCAAGCAUGGGUUUGCUGUUAAAGGUGAUCCAGACGUUGAGAUGGAGCGUGAGUGGCCCUAUCUAAUUCCUUAAAUAUCGAUGUCGACAGGGUACUAAUUGUUUGAUGCAGGGUGGGCGAAGGAGGAGAGCGCUAGGGGAAUUGUUGGGUGGUUCGAUCGCUUUACGGUCUAGGUUUGCUAUGACGAGACUCUGCGGUUCUUCGGUGUUGAUCGAUGAAGCAGAAUUUGGCUGAAUUGUUGUGA